UAUUGUUCCAUUAACAUUUCACAAACUUGUAAUUAAUAAUUACAAAAAUAAAUAAGUCUGUUCUAAUUAAUAUUAAAAUAUAUUUCUACUUGUUCGUUUGCGUGUGUAUUUUCUAUUACAUCCUAAUAUAUCUUAUAUAAUCUAUCAAAUUUUUUAUUUCAUAUUCCAUGAAACAAUGAAAUUCAAUUAUAUUUAUUAAAAAGGGAGAAUACAAAGUGACCAAGCAGGUAAAUAAUGUAAAAUCCAUUUGCAAUCCCUGGAAGAUUAAUUUCAAAACAUUUAAAAGAAAGAAUACAAUGAUUAUCAAAUAGUUAAGUCAUGUAGUGCAUUAAUUACAUAUACAUUAUAUUUUUUAAAUUAUUUUGCUCAUAUUGCAUAUUUAUUUAGAUCUGAAUAUGCUAUUUUUAAUAACUUUACACCAUCAUUUUUUAUUGUUUUGUUCCUGUUCCCUUCUGCUUUAUUUUUAAUUAUAUUUUUACUUGAACCUUUUUGAACAGUUUUCAGUUUCGAGCUCAAGAGUCAAACUUCGAGCUGUGGAUAUAAGAAAUAUGCAACACAAAUCAGGAGCAAAUAAACUAUCAGUGCAGUUUUCAUGACAUGAUUACAAAUCAAUAAAUACAGCUUGUCAAUUUUUGCCUCUGGGACUCAAAGCCAUUUAUUUCCUGCUGUCUCUCUCUCUUUUUUUUCAACCAACACACACACACACACCAUUUGUAGCCCUCCCACUGACAAAUGCUGCUCCAAGUCAGCCGGUGGAAUAAAGUCUCACUUCUCGCCUGCUCUGCUCCCAACGAUGCGUUCUUCUCUCUACCUCCUGGCUUUCCUCUACCUGCGCUCCAGGGCAUCAGCUGAGUGGUGUUACCAGAGCCAGACCUGUGAUGACCCAUGCAAAGAACCAAGCCGCUGGGCAGCUCUGUUUCCCAGAUGUGGAGGUUUAAGCCAGUCGCCAAUUAACAUCGUGACCAAUAAAGUUCAUUUCAGCAGCGCUCUUCCUCCCUUCAGCUUUAUCGGACACACCGACUUAAUCAACAUCACAGUAGAGAACAAGGGCCACUUUGCUCACUUUGCUUUACCACAGUCAGUGCGGCUGACCGGAGGAGCUCUGCCGGGUCACUACAGAGCGGCCCAGUUUCACUUCCACUGGGGAGGGAGUGGGACGAAGGGAUCAGAGCACACCAUUGAUGGAGAAAGAUUUCCAAUGGAGUUGCACAUAGUCCAUAUUAAAGAACCUUACAGCUCUCUGGAGGAAGCAGAACACGAUAUGGCGGGUAUCGCUCUGCUCGCCCUCUUCUUUGAGGAAACAGCAGAUGAUCAUCCUCAUCUAGAUACAAUAAUUGCUGCUCUGGGUCAAGUACAAAACAAUGGCAGCAACACAGUGAUUCCAAACUUUAGACUGAGUAAUAUCAUCCCGGCAGCCGCCGAGCUUCACAGUUACUACCGCUAUGUGGGCUCCAUGACAACUCCAGGAUGUGAGCAGGCGGUUGCAUGGACAGUGUUUCAUAGGAUGCUGUCAAUCAGCAGUCGACAGCUGGAUGCUAUAGUAAAACAGUGCAGAUUUUGGACAGGACAGCCCAUGACAAACAUCUUCAGACCCACGCAGCCUCUGGAUGGCAGAGUCGUUUACAGCUCCAAGUCAGGCGCAGCUCAGAAGAGGGCGAACCAAAUGUGGUUUGUCGUCCUCUCAGCUCUGUUCAUGCCAAUGAUCCUGAUACAUAUUAUUUAGAACAUAUAAUCACAUAAUAGAAAAAUCAAUUUGUUUCAAAUUACACAGCCUCCAAUAGAUUUUAUGUCAUGAUUCCUAUGACAAGUUUUCCUGUUACUCUUGAAGAAAACAAUUCAUGAUUGUGCCACCAUCUUCCAGCAAAGAUAUGGUGUAUGUUCGGUGUUUUUAUUUUUAAAUAAAAGAAUCGCCAUUUUAUUUCUAUUUUUAGAUUUUAAAAUAAAGACGAACAUUAAACUUGUACCAAAAGAAAGAGUAUGUUUAUAUUGUCUUCAAUAAAAUAAAACAUAUUUAUGCAAAAUCACAUAAACAAAUAGAGUUCAAUGCUGCAUGUCUUUCAGAAAAAAACAGUAUCAGAAAUUUUCAGGUGUAUAAUUUCAAGCCUGCCAUAUGUGCAAUAGGAGUCAACUUUUUAACAAUAAUUCAGAAUUAUUUUGGUUGGAUCAUGGAUCUUAAAUUAUAAUCAAUAUCCCAUAAUAAUUAUAUUAGACGAUUGAACCAAAUGGGAAUCAAAACAAAAGUAAAAGGAAAAAGGUUCUCACCCAGAGUUUUCAUAAAAUGACACAAAAUCUAAGUCUAAAAAAUGCUGGAGAUAGGGACAAGAUCAUACAGCCUUGCAAAAGGUGGACAUGCAGGUAGAUCAAAAAUAAAUUUAAUUAAGUUUUGUUUCUUUACUUUUUAUCUCCAUAAUACCACGGUGUUUCAGUCAGGGCCUUCAUAGACGUUACCAACCUGAACAAUACACACAUUGUGCAGGACAAUGCAAAAACUAUGCACCACACUAACCCACAGGCAUCCAAUAAUAUGCAAAUAAAUAAAAAUACGCCAAGUAAACCAUCAAUGCAUAUAUCAAGCAAUAUAUCAACAUAUAUUUUAACAAAAUAGACAGGCGACAGCGCACAUAAUUGAACAGCCAAUAAUUCAGCAAAACUUUUCUUUGUUCCCCAGUUAAGGCCAAGCUCAACCUCAAUCCAAACUGCUCAAAUCGCACAUGUGAACAAAUAAAAGAAAAUAUAUUCAGUAAAGUCUGAAUGAGAAUGUGAUAGAAAAGUUACACUCACCCAUUAUUUGUAAAUAAAAUCCACAGGUUGUUGUGCUAAGUGCUAGCUGUUAGCCACUCAUAGUUACAGUCCUUAAAAUGCCUUACAAAGUUCUUACUGGUUUGUUUUAGUGAAUCCAGGUUUGGUGUGGGUUUUCCAUUUUUAGUUAUUUAUUUUUUUAUCCGUUUAAGAGCGUCUCGAAAAAGGAGAUUUUAACAAGUUAGCACCUAGGACCUAGGUUAACCGGAGUUGAAGCGAAAGCGGCCGCCAUUUUGUAAAUUAUGACUCAACAUUCUGAGUCCCACCGUCUGUUCUGUCUGUAGGAGCCAUUUAUCUUUUCCUGUGUUCAUCGCUACCAGGGACCGUAUUUCGUUUUGAGUU
Molecule: messenger RNA, 3141 nt
Organism: Xiphophorus couchianus (Monterrey platyfish)
Lineage: Eukaryota; Metazoa; Chordata; Actinopteri; Cyprinodontiformes; Poeciliidae
Gene: ca4c
Product: carbonic anhydrase IV c
Exons: 8
Coding region: 794-1723 (309 amino acids)
Cellular component (GO): plasma membrane
Molecular function (GO): carbonate dehydratase activity; zinc ion binding
Source: RefSeq, a predicted model, not a curated record